UUUAUAUGAAAAAUAGUACUUCAAGGUGAACAACUUUCAAAAGAAUUUUAAAAAAAUAUAUAAAAGACUACAAUUUUUAAUAUAUAUCUCUUUUCCUUUUGUUGAGGGUUUACUAGGUGUUUUUAAUUGAUACCUUAUUUUUAAAAUGAUAUUCAGGUAAUUUUCACCUAGCUAUAAGCUAAAAAAAUUUAAAAAAAGAAAAAAAUGAAAAGGUCCUUAAUAAAUUCUAUACUUGAUUUUAUACUUUUAAACACUUGAUGUAGGAAAAAGAAAAAACAAAAAAAAAAAAUGAUGGGUCUUCCGGUGGAAUUUAUCUGUCGUCUUAUAAACUUAACAUAACUUGCCAUUGAGGUUUAUUCGAAAUCAAUUUCUUUUACUAAUAACAAGGGAAUUCUCUUUUUUGUUUUCUUUUUCCCUCUUUUUGGAAUAAUAAUAAGGGAAUUCAUUGAUAUGUAAGCAAAGCAUCAUUUUCUCUUUACCUUUCCUAGAAUUACAUUCUCUUUUCCUUCCCUACUUGUUUGGCAAAGAAUUAUAUUCUCUUUUCAUUUCCUUAUUUAUUUCUUGCCAUGCCAUUUCCAAUGGGUUACCUACUCUGUGUUAUUUUCCAUUUCGUGUGAUUCAACCUUCAUUGCUUUCUACUUCCCAAAAAAAAAAAAAAAAAAAAAAUCUUCAUCACUUUAAUAAGUCAUUCUCUCUCAAGAGGAUUGCUCUGUUGAUUUGUGUAAUUAUAAAAGGAAAAUGGAAAUUAUCACUUCAAUCAUAUCAAAAAUUGGAGAAAUGUUGGUGGAGCCCACUGGAAGACAGCUUGGAUACUUAUUUCCCUAUAAAGUCAACAUUAAGGCUCUUGAAGAUGAAAUUGAUAAACUGAAGAACAGGCGAGAUGAUGUACAAAGGUUGAUCGAUGCGACAAUUAGAAAUUCAGAAGUCAUCAGAGCUGAAGUUAAGAGGUGGGUUUCAGAUGUGGACAAGAUCACAAACGAGCUGGAGAAGUUCUUGAAAGAAGAUGCAACAGCAGACAAAAUGUGCUUCCAUGGAUCGUGCCCAAACUUGAAGUUGCCACAUUCUUUGGGUAGGAAAGCCAAGAAGUACGCAGAGGGUGUUCUGAAGCUCCAACAAGAAGGAAAGUUCGAUAGAAUAUCCUACCCUGCACCUCCAACCAGAAUGCACUUUUCUUCAUCAUCCAUGAAAGACUUCAACUCGAGAAAGAAAAUCUUAAAUCAAGUUAUGGAGGCUCUAAGAAAUGAGAAGGUGAGCGUGACUGCGAUAUGCGGGAUGGGCGGGAUCGGGAAAACAACCAUGGCCAAAGAAGUUGCUAAAAGAGCAAAAGAUGAGAAACUUUUUCGUGAGGUUGUUAUGGUAAAGGUGUCCCAAAAUCCAAAUGUUGGUCGAAUCCAAGACACAAUUGCAGAUUUCUUGGGUUUGAAGUUUGAUCAGAAGAGCGAGGAAGGAAGAGCAGAAAAAUUGCGUCAAAAUUUGGAAAACACAGAAAACAUCCUUGUUAUACUGGAUGACUUGUGGGAUGAACUUGAUUUGGAGGCCGUAGGUAUCCCCGAUGCAUGUAAAAUUCUAUUGACAUCACGAAAUGAAGAUGUUUGCAAGCAAAUGAAAAGUCAAGAGAUUUUUCCCAUCAAAGUCUUAUCUGAAGACGAAGCUUGGAAACUUUUCGAAGAGGUGGCAGGAAUUUCCAAUUGUACUCGUGAUCUACACAAGGUAGCAAAAAAGGUUGCAAAUGAAUGCAAAGGCUUACCUGGUGCGAUCGUCACUGUUGGAAGAGCACUCGAAAAUAGAGACGAAAGUGAUUGGAAUGAUGCACUUCUCAAACUUGAAAAAUCAAUACCAUAUAGCAUGUUAAAAACGGAUAUAGAGGUCUAUUCCCGUAUCAAAUUGAGUUACGACCUUUUAAGAAGCGAAGAAGCCAAGUCAUGCUUUUUGCUGUGUUGUUUAUUCCCAGCAGACUAUGAUAUUAGUAUUGAAACUUUGGUUCGAUAUGGGAAAGGAUUAAGGUUGUUUCAAGAAACUGGUACAAUGGAACAGACAAGAAUCAGAGUUCAUACUUUGGUUGGGCAUUUAAAAAGAUGUUUUCUGCUGAUGGAUGGCAAUAAGGAAGAGUGUGUUAGAAUGCAUGAUAUUGUUCGUGAUGUGGCCAUAUCAAUUGCAUCAAGAAAGGAGCACGGUGGCCUUGUAGUUAAAUGUGAUAAUCAAAUGGAAGAGUGGCCAGAGAUUGAUUCAAGUGAAAUGGAACAUUGCACUGCAAUCUCACUUGUAUUUAAGCAAAUCAAGAAACAUCCUGAUAGUUUGGCAUGCCCCAAUCUCAAGCUUCUAAGUUUGUCCUCGACAACUGUAAAAUAUCUCUUUAUGCUAGAAGAUCAUGUGCAUAAAUUGGAACUGAGUGAGAAUUUUUUCGAAGGGAUUAAAGAAAUCAAGGUUUUUGCUUUUCAAUGUAUUUACGUUCAAACGCUUCCAGCAUCAUUGCAAAUGCUACAAAACCUCCGGACCUUGCAUUUGGAGUAUUGUGUUCUAGGAGAUAUUUCAAGAAUUGGAGGAUUGGAAAUGCUAGAAAUCCUCAGCUUGAUUGGUUCUGAAAUACAAGAGUUGCCAAAGGAGAUAGGAAAUCUUCAACAUCUAAAGGUGUUGGAUAUGACAGGAUGCUCGAGGUGUGUAAGAAUUCCAUGUGGUGUACUCUCAAGAUUAACCACAUUGGAAGAGUUAAAGAUUUUCCCCUUCAAGCGUUGGAGUUCUCUGGAAGGAAAUGAAGAGAAAACCUCCGCAAGUCUUGAUGAGAUAAUUCCUCGAGAUUUGAAAGUUUUAAAUGUUUGGAUGCCAAAAAUGGAGUUUGUUCCAAGAAACUUUCCUUUCAAGGAUUUGACAAGAUUUUAUAUUAAUGUGGGCACGAUUGAUACAGAUGAAGACGAUUCUUUAUUUGGAAACUUUUUGCAGCUACGCGGAGUUAGUGCUGAUUCUAUAAAACAGAGUGGGAUUCAUCCAAUGGUCAAUAAAUGUGAACAUUUGAGAUUAUAUGAGGUGUAUGAUUUGAAGAAUUUAUUUCCCCUUUUUGAUGAGGAGGAGCAAGAUGGUUUCCCGUGGUUGAGGACUCUGGAAGUAAGGGGCUGCAAUGAUAUGGAGUACGUGAUGAAAUUCACGUCAAAUAAUAAUCGGACUGAUCUUCAUGUUCCAAACAUAUUCCCUCUUUUGGAGAAAUUGAAUUUGAAAGAUCUUGAUGGAUUGAAGGGAAUAUUCCAUUAUAAUUCUGAUGAUUUACAACUUCCUCCUACUGAUCAUCAGUUUGUUAGAAAGGAGAGGAUUUCCACGGCAUCAUCUCUUCCAAGAGGAUUUCCACAGCUCCAGAGUUUGUGUGUAGAAAACUGCCCAUCAUUAGAAGAAAUUGUUUCCGUAUGGAACCGCAAAACUGAUGAUCUUAUUAAUACAUCUACAUCCGAUGAUAUGAUUCUCUUCCCCAAAUUAACUUACUUAACUCUGCAAGAGCUACCGAGUCUAAUCAGUUUGUGCAGAGCCAUAGAUGAUGAGGCAGGUACACGGCCACCUAAGGAUGCUGACGGAGUAGAAAGCAGCACCGAUAAAAUGAAUACUCCCUCUAAAAUACUUGUUCCCUUCAGAUGUAUGAAGUGGUUACCAAGUCUAGAAAAGUUAACGGUGUAUAAGUGUGGUUCAAUAAAAGUACUUUUCAGUUUUCAUGGACAUGAUUCACCACAGCUUGAUCCAAUCAACAGUAAUAUUACCAAUAAUAUUAAUGUUGAUCAACCAAAUGAUUCGGAAAAUCUUUCUCAUAAGAAGUGCUGCCUAAUUGGAUGUCUACCAUGUAGUAAUAGAGCUCGCAAACCAAACAUAAUACAAAAUUCUCAAGAAAUCAUCGAUACUUCCCACUUGACAAAGGAUGUUGAUCAGGAUCGUCAGCUGGACAAUCACAAAGAAGAGUGGCUGAUGAACUUGAAAGAUUUAUGUGUGGCGAGCUGUGAUUCGUUGGAGGUGGUAUUCGACUAUGGGGAAGGCCCAUUAGCUCCAGCCCUCAAUAAGUUGGAAAGUUUGAAAUUAAUUUCUCUAAAAAACCUGAUGCACAUAUGGAAGAAGGGUCCACAACAGUAGGGAUGUCAAUUUGUCCCGUACAUCCCCGAAACCGCGGUGCACCGCCCCUAAUGGGGCGGUUUUUCCCAAAAAAUUCGGGGAUGCGGGACGGGCUCGGGGCAAAUACCUAAAAACCGAGUCGGGGACGGACCGGGAACGGGGAAUAAUAAUCCCGCCCCGAAUCCGUCCCGAUAUAUAUACAUAUAUUUAUUUAUUAUUUUCUUUUAUAAAAUUUUAUUUAUGUAAAAUCAUUUUCUUCUUUUUUUUUAUUUAUUUUUCUAAAUAUGUAUUUUAUUAUAAUUGUAAAUUUGUUCCUUGAUGUAUUUUAUUAUAUUUUUAUUGCAUUGUAGUCAUUUUUUUUA
Molecule: messenger RNA, 4442 nt
Organism: Ziziphus jujuba (common jujube)
Lineage: Eukaryota; Viridiplantae; Streptophyta; Magnoliopsida; Rosales; Rhamnaceae
Product: disease resistance protein At4g27190-like
Exons: 4
Coding region: 739-4101 (1120 amino acids)
Molecular function (GO): ADP binding
Source: RefSeq, a predicted model, not a curated record